Messenger RNA from Podospora pseudocomata, 1367 nucleotides. RefSeq lists its product as uncharacterized. NCBI's taxonomy places the organism in Eukaryota, Fungi, Ascomycota, Sordariomycetes, Sordariales, Podosporaceae. The transcript has 7 exons. The record is from RefSeq and is a predicted model, not a curated record. Bases 486 to 1367 code for a protein of 293 amino acids.
AUCGCAACUACUACUAACUAGAUCUCCGAGAGUCAAAUUGGAUGCGCACACUUGAUUAAGCUAUUGUACUCAUUAGGAGGAAUUGCUUUCUCCCAUCCAGGCCUCAUUCCGCUCUCUCUGCGUUGUCUUGGUUGAAGAAAUCUCACCCUCCCAAGGUCGGAUCAGUCAACAUGCAACAUGGCUUGCAUGCCUUCAGCGCCCAUCAUAGGUGGUCGAUUGAGCAGCAUCUGCCGGAGUAGCCUGCUGGGCAUACGUUCACCACCUGGAGAUGGAGCGCCUUGGUGCUUGAGAGUAUAUUGGCGAGCACGAGGCUCUGGAUAACCGAUGAUGGGUCUGUGAGAUAACAGCCGUGGCAGUUUCUCUGGAUGUCAUGAGGUUUGGCUGCCAUUAAGCUACCUCCCGCGGGGACCGCGUAGCUCUCUCCUUCACGGCUUCUCUCUUUCACGACAUCAUCGUAAAGGAGACAGAAAGAUAUACUGGCGAUCAUGGAGUUAGACAAACUUGAUCUGGAGAAAGGGUUGUCCAUCCAGGAAGUCACGACUCAGAUUUUCCCUUCCCAGAGGCUGGAGGGGACGACAGCGGUGAUUGCAGAAGAGAGACAAGGAUGCCGAGAGUGGCUCUUUUUCCCUGCCUGCGAAGCACAGUUCUCCUUCAUUUUGGACCACUGGGCGGCCAAGUCCAAAGAGACCUUCCAAGAGGUGAAGGAGUUGGAGAAGGAGACCCGAGCACAGGGUCAGGAUGACUAUAAGAAGUGCCUGACGAAAAAUGCUCUUGGUCGGAAGAAGCAGGAGCUUGUCGACAGGCUUACGAUGGAGUGUAAGGAACUCGGGACGGUUUUCACACUCGCCAACACCAUCAUGCAUCAGCAUUCGUCCAACCAGACCCUGACAGCAAUACUAUCUCUGGUAGGAUGGGACCCUGAGAACUCGGGCUGUGGAUUGCUUCCUGAAGGCUACUGGUCUCUGGGCCCACGGCCCAGCGCCAUCGACGACUUUGUGGUUUCCGCCGCAGAGACAUUGAGCAAAGCAGGUUCUAGCAUCAAGCCAGAGACCCGAAAGUCAUUUACAAUGAGCUAUCCCACCUUCCGCAUCCUAUCACAUCUCUUUAUCGUUCUUAUGGCAGUGAUCUUCUUCUUUCUUCUUGUUAUAAUAAUGUACCUAGUGCCCAUGAAGAAAAUUGACAGUGUGAUGGUUCCCAUAGCCUUCAGUCUCUUAUUCUGCGUUGGGUCGUUCUACUUUGGAGGUGGAAGCGGCGGGCUGCAGUCAGACCACAAGUUCCUGCUUCUCUUUGCGUAUACCAGUGUGAUGGCUACUCUGCUUUCCAACUUGGCACAUAAUCAAAAAGUUGGGGUACCUGUUGCGGACUGA